AUGCAUGAGUAUCCACUAGCAAUUGUGGAUCACCUUGGCUUUAGGAGAUACUCUGCUGCACUCCAACCUGUGUUUCAGGUUCCUACUAGAAACACAAUUAAGAAGGAGAUAAUGAAAAUCUAUGAGAAUGAACGAGCAACAACUUUGAAGUUGUUGGAUAGUCUUGAUGGAAGAGUGGCCAUUACAUCAGACAUGUGGACUUCAACAAGUCAGAAGAGGGGGUAUAUGGCUAUUACAGCUCAUUACGUUGAUGGUUGUUGGAACUUACAAAGUCAGAUUUUGAGGUUCAUUUAUGUUCCUGCUCCUCAUACAAGUGAUAGACUUUGGAAUGUAUUGACUGACUGUUUGAUGAAUUGGAAUAUUGACACAAAACUGUCCACUAUCACCCUAGAUAAUUGUACCACAAAUGAUACUAUGAUUGAUAAAAUUAAGGAUAAAUUGCACUUAGGUAGUUUGCUUAGGGAUGGGCCUUUACUUCACAUGCGUUGUUGUGCUCACAUCCUUAAUUUGAUAGUAAAAGAUGGAUUGGAAGUGGUGAAAGAAGGUGUAGAAAAUAUUUGGGAUAGUGUGGCAUAUUGGACAGCAACACCCAAGAGGAAGGAAAAAUUUGAGGAAACGGCUAAACAAUUAAGAAUCUCUUACACUAAGAAUUUGGCAUUAGACUGCCCAACUAGAUGGAACCCAACUUACAAAAUGCUUGAAAUUGCCAUAGGAUAUGAGGAUGUAUUUUUUCGAUUAAAGCAACGAGAGUCUCAAUAUACUUGUUUGCCAAGUACUUUACAGUGGCAAUUUGCAAAGGAUAUUUGUGGGAGAUUGAAGUUGUUCAAUACUAUCACUGAAUUAUUUUCUUCUACUAAACAUUCAACUGCUAAUUUGUAUUUUCCAAAUAUAUGUGAGAUUAAGUUGGCAAUCAAACAAUGGAUUACCUCUCCUAACCCAAUGGUUCAACAAAUGGCAAAAAAUAUGAUGAUCAAAUUUGAUAAAUAUUGGGGUGUGAUUCAUAAUGUGAUGGGAGUUGCCACUGUUUUAGAUCCUAGGUACAAGAUGGAGUUGCUUGAGUAUUAUUAUGAAAAAUUGUAUGAGCAUGACUCUUUUACUCAAGUGAGGGGCAUUCAACAAUUGUGUUAUGACUUAGUUUCUGAUUACCAAAUGAAAAUGAACAAAGACUCUUUUGGUAGUAAUGUUGGUGAUGUUAUUGGUAGUGAAGUUUUUAAUGGUGUCAAGUAUCCAACACUUCAAGCAAUUGCUAAGGAUAUAUUAUCUAUUCCGGUAUCUACCGUAGCUUUAGAAUCCACAUUUAGCACUGGUGGUCAAGUAUUAAGCCCACAUUGUAGUAGACUUCAAUGGACUACUUUGGAGGCUUUAAUGUGCGCUAGAAGUUGGUUGUGGAGUGCUGAAAAUACGGGUUCUACGAGCUAUAAAGUUGUUGCUGAAUGUGCUACUGUAAUGAAUGAAAUGGUUUCAGAUGAUGAAGAUGAAAUGAUGGGUGCUACUGGUGUCACUAAUUUGGAGGAAUGA
Messenger RNA from Glycine soja, 1518 nucleotides. Its product is annotated as zinc finger BED domain-containing protein RICESLEEPER 2-like. The record is from RefSeq and is a predicted model, not a curated record. The transcript has 6 exons. Gene Ontology annotation, molecular function: protein dimerization activity; DNA binding. NCBI's taxonomy places the organism in Eukaryota, Viridiplantae, Streptophyta, Magnoliopsida, Fabales, Fabaceae. Bases 1 to 1518 code for a protein of 505 amino acids.